AUAAAAGUUCAUUUACACACACAAUAACCUGUAAGCCUCCAGUUUCCCACCCUCUCUCUCCCUAUCCCUCCGUCGUCUGGCACCAGAGAAGCCAAUCUGAAAGAGGAAGAAGGAUCUGUAUACAUUGACUAGCAUGUUCCCUACCCCCUCUGCUCUUAAAAACAGCAGCAGCCCAUCUUUCCAAAGAAGCUUGCCUGAAGAGCAGGCGCCGUGUGAAUGAGCUGCACUCUCGGGACCCUGCAGAUUAUCCAGAUCCACUGUGCAGCUCUGCAAGAAACGGGUCGAUCGGCUUUGCUGAAGACUUGGAGUCUGCUUCUGGGAGCAAAAGCUAAAGGACCCUGAAGAGUCAAUCUCGACCUGUGCAGGUUACAUGGAUGUCUACGUGGUGUGAUUUGAAAGCCAGUGAGAAACAACUUUUCCAGUUCGGUCAGGUUUAGGCUUCAUCUGCCAUUACGUCGUAAGAGGCACUGACCACAAAGCAGAAACCUUUGCGAAAAGUACUGCAGAGCCACAAAGAGGUAACAAGCAGACAUUCCUAGGAAAACAUGGAUGGAGUUGGAAACCUGACAGUAUCGUCUGCCAGCAGUAACAUGUGCAAUGGCAGUAUUGAAGACUUCCGCAAUCAAGUGUAUUCCACCAUGUACUCCAUGAUCUCUGUUGUGGGCUUCUUUGGCAAUGGCUUUGUGCUCUAUGUCCUCAUAAAAACAUAUCAUGAGAAGUCAGCCUUCCAAAUAUACAUGAUGAAUUUAGCAUUAGCAGAUCUGCUGUGCGUGUGUACACUGCCUCUCCGUGUGGUCUAUUAUGUUCACAAAGGCAUUUGGUUCUUUGGUGACGUUUUGUGCCGUAUUAGCACCUAUGCCUUGUACGUCAACCUCUACUGUAGCAUCUUCUUUAUGACAGCCAUGAGCUUUUUCCGGUGCAUUGCAAUUGUUUUCCCAGUCCAGAAUAUUCAUUUGGUGACACAUAAAAAAGCCAGAUUUGUGUGUGUUAGCAUUUGGAUUUUUGUGAUUUUGACCAGUUCUCCAUUUUUAAUGUCCAAAAGUUACAAAGAUGAGAAAAACAAUACCAAGUGCUUUGAGCCUCCACAGGAUGAUCAAACUAAAACUCAUGUCUUGAUCUUGCAUUAUGUGUCAUUGUUUGUUGGAUUUCUCAUUCCUUUUGUUAUUAUACUUGUCUGUUACACAAUGAUCAUUUUGACUUUACUAAAAAAUGCAAUGAAGAAAAAUCUGUCAAGUCGUAAAAAGGCUAUAGGAAUGAUCAUAAUCGUGACGGCUGCCUUUUUAAUCAGCUUCACGCCAUAUCAUAUUCAACGUACCAUUCACCUUCACUUUUUGGUCAGUGAAACUAAAUCUUGUGAUUCUCUUCUUAGAAUGCAAAAGUCAGUGGUUAUAACCUUGUCUCUGGCUGCAUCCAAUUGUUGUUUUGACCCUCUCCUAUAUUUCUUUUCCGGGGGGAAUUUUAGGAGAAGGUUGUCUACGUUUAGAAAGCACUCUUUGUCCAGCAUGACUUAUUCACCCAAGAAGAAGGUCUCACUGCCAGAAAAAGAUGAAAUAUGUAAAGAAUAGUGUAAACCCAUCUCCAAUGCAUAUCAUUGACACAUAGUUUCCUGAGCAAGUAUUUUCUCAAAUAACUACAAUAAAAAUUACAACAUCCGCUAAUAAUUUGUAAAUACUUAACUCGAUGUGUGCCUAUAAAUUUAUCUGAUUUAUGCAUCCACCUUAUGAGAGAUCCUAAAAGUAUUUGUAAGUGUUAAAAUUUCAGUCUGCAACUAUUAACUAGAUUAUAAAUUCGAUCAUUUGCCAAGGGGUGAAGAAUACUUACGCACUGGCACUUAAAUGGGUCCAAGAUCAAGGAUUUCCCCCUCACAUAAAAGCUUUACAAAGGAUAAGAGCUAGCCUUUUAAGAUAUAAAACUAGCAAGUAGUUUUCAGUCAUACUAACAACAUAUCCCUCUGCACGCACUCGAUCAGAUGAAAACUGGAAUGUCCCGGAGCUAUAUAAAACGCACUGCCGCCUUCUUUGCAGUAUUGACUGACCAGGCAAAGUAGGGCCAUUUCUUCCAAGAGAGAAUGUGCAAGUGCUAGGACUGCCUACAAGUCACCCAAAUGGCCCCAAAGGCUCCAUGCAACGUACAGUCUGCAAACUGAGGAAGGUAAGCCCGGUCAAAGGCCAGUUUGUGUCCAAAUUUCUUCUGCUCCUGACCCAGGUCCCCUAGAAGAGAAUGGCGAACUUUCUGUUAAUUAUUGAGGUUCUUAGAGGGAAUUCUCUCACACAGGCCUUCCUUAAGAAACCAGACA
Molecule: messenger RNA, 2296 nt
Organism: Pteronotus mesoamericanus
Lineage: Eukaryota; Metazoa; Chordata; Mammalia; Chiroptera; Mormoopidae
Gene: CYSLTR1
Product: cysteinyl leukotriene receptor 1
Exons: 4
Coding region: 546-1565 (339 amino acids)
Biological process (GO): G protein-coupled receptor signaling pathway
Cellular component (GO): plasma membrane
Molecular function (GO): leukotriene receptor activity
Source: RefSeq, a predicted model, not a curated record